UACAUAAAGACGAGAAUGACAGGUCCGAGAUGUGAUAGUGUUUAUGGUAUACAUCGCUACCAAGAAACUUUUCCGGAGUUUUUGCGAUUAAUGAAGCUCGGACAUACGAUCGACGAUUCGCGCGGAAAAUAUCCGGAAAUCACGGAUGAGCUGUUGGAAGUUCUGCAGAAUUGGGCGAAGGAGCACGGCCUGCCGCAGAUUCCCGAGGAGCAACUGGCUUUAUUCGCUCACAGCUGUUACUUCAACCUAGAAGCCACUAAACAAUGCAUGGAUGUUUACUACAGGAUGAGGACCAGUCUCCCGGAAUUUUUCAGCGACAGGGAUUCCAGACUCGAGUACUUGCAACAUUCUCUGAGAGCUUUGGAAUUUACAACACUUCCCAAGCCCGAUCAAAACGGCUUUCGGAUAAUUUUUCAUCGCCUGGCGGACACCCGACCGUUUCAGUACAUGUUCAACGACGGCAUCAAGCUGCUGCUGAUGUCCAUCGACGCGAGGCUCUACACGGAUGGCUGCUCGCCGGGAUACGUGUUUCUCUUCGACAUGCAGGGCAGCCGUCUCGGCCACUUGACGAGGCUGUCGAUAAACAGUAUCCGGAAAUUCUUAGAGUAUCUUCAGGAGGGCAUGCCGAUCAGGCUCAAGGCCAUUCACGUGUUGAACACGCCCUGGUUCAUGGACAAGGUCCUCGCGCUCAUCAGACCCUUCAUGAAGCGAGAGCUCUACGAUAUGCUUCACCUUUACACCGGUGACGUUUCCGACCUGUAUCCUCACAUACCGCGUGAAUGUUUACCGAAGGACUUUGGUGGGGAACUGGACUGCGUCGCAAGCCUUCACAAAUUGCAUUGCAUGAAGUUGGACCAAUUGCGGGACUAUUUUCGUGAGGAGGAAGCCCUGUUUCAUAAUUACUCGUUCGACAAAUUGAAAAUAUUAAAUGGCCAUUGAAUUACUCAAAGUGUUGAACGUGAGAAUGAUAAUUACAGUUAACGUAAGAUUAUAAAAACAGUUGAUAUAAAAAAGUGAAAUACUAAUGCGGAACGAUGAUAUAAGCUACUGAAUGUAUAAUGUAUAUAUAAAUAAAGGUAUCAUUAUAAACAUUA
Odontomachus brunneus is the source of this 1094-nucleotide messenger RNA. RefSeq names its product alpha-tocopherol transfer protein-like. The transcript has 5 exons. Gene Ontology annotation, molecular function: phosphatidylinositol bisphosphate binding. Gene Ontology annotation, cellular component: membrane. The record is from RefSeq and is a predicted model, not a curated record. The coding region runs from base 16 to 939 and encodes 307 amino acids. NCBI's taxonomy places the organism in Eukaryota, Metazoa, Arthropoda, Insecta, Hymenoptera, Formicidae.